Rotaria sp. Silwood1 is the source of this 777-nucleotide messenger RNA. The record is from the annotation of a GenBank genome assembly. NCBI's taxonomy places the organism in Eukaryota, Metazoa, Rotifera, Eurotatoria, Philodinida, Philodinidae.
AUGUAUUCAACUGCGUACAGUAUUGCACGGAAACGUACUUGCUGUAUGCAUUAUUAUGAUGAAGAUUUAGAUGAACUGCGCCGAAUAUUUUUGUUAAAUCGAUCAAAUGUAUGUCUUAUUUCGGAUGAAAAUUUUGCAAAAUUAACAAAUAUCCCACGCAUCAAUAAUGGAGGUUGCACAUUUUAUUUGGAUUUAAUGGAUAAUGCUUUCAAUAAGUCUAUUGAAUUGACCGGUUAUUGGCAAAGUUAUCGUUAUUUUAUUGAUUAUGAACAAGAAAUUCGUGAACAGUUUGUAUUUAAUGCUAACAUUUUAUCGAGAGCGAUAUCGUAUUUACUCCGUCAAAAUCCUCACAAUCGUACACUUAUUGGUAUCCAUAUUCGUCGUGGUGAUUUUCUUUCGUUUAGACAUUCCGUAAUCGGUGGAGUAGUAGCAUCAUCUAUUGAAUAUAUUCAUAGCGGAUUGAACUAUUUCAUUGAAAAAUACUCGAAUCCGCUUUUCAUUGUUGUUAGCGAUGAUAAAUUGUGGUGUAAGGAAACUUUAGGAUUAAGAAAUGAUGUGAUCAUCACACCAUCUAACUUUUCAUCAGCUGAUGAUUUGGCUGUAUUGACAUUAUGUAAUCAUAAUCUUAUCACUACGGGUACCUAUAGUUGGUGGGCUGGCUUUUUUUCUAAAGGUGAAGUAAUCUACGACAAAAGUUAUCCAAAGCAAAAUAGCUUGCUUGCAUGGAAUUGUCAACAGAAUGAUUAUAUCCCACCAUCGUUCAAGUCUCUAACAUAG